Messenger RNA from Bufo gargarizans (Asiatic toad), 324 nucleotides. RefSeq names its product 28S ribosomal protein S12, mitochondrial-like. The transcript has a single exon. The record is from RefSeq and is a predicted model, not a curated record. The coding region runs from base 1 to 324 and encodes 107 amino acids. Gene Ontology annotation, molecular function: structural constituent of ribosome. Gene Ontology annotation, cellular component: ribosome; small ribosomal subunit. Lineage: Eukaryota; Metazoa; Chordata; Amphibia; Anura; Bufonidae. Gene Ontology annotation, biological process: translation.
AUGGCCACAUUGAACCAGAUGCACCGGGCAGGCCGACCCAAGAAACCUCCACCCAGACUGGGACCUUUGGGUGGCAACCCUCAGCUAAAAGGUGUCGUUUUGAAAACCAUGAUCCGGAAGCCUAAAAAACCCAACUCUGCCAACCGCAAGUGUGCCCGUGUGCGGCUCAGCAACGGCAAAGAGGUGUGCUUUAUACCAGGAGAGGGACACAACCUGCAGGAACACAACAUUGUCCUGGUGGAGGGUAGACGCACACAGGAUCUGCCUGGGGUCAAGCUAAAAAUUGUCAGUGAAAAAUAUGACUGUGCCCAUGUGAAGAAGUAG